GAAAGAAAAGGAGAGAAAGGAAGAGAGAGAGAGAGAGAGAGAGAGAGAGAGAGAGAGAGAGACAGAGAGAGAGAGACAGAGAGAGAGAGAGAGAGAGAGAGAGAGAGCAGGCCCGGUGCAGAGCACUGCCACCGCCUCUUUGCCUCCCCAACUCCUAGCCAAGGCGCGCGGUGGCGUCCUCGCGCCCUCGCCGGCGCCCCCGCCCGUCGCCCGCGCAGGCCAGGCAUGAACGCUGAGACUUGCGUCUCUUACUGCGAGUCCCCGGCCGCUGCCAUGGACGCCUACUACAGCCCGGUGUCGCAGAGCCGGGAAGGUUCGUCGCCUUUUAGGGGAUUCCCAGGAGGCGACAAGUUCGGUACAACUUUUCUGUCGGCCGGGGCCAAAGGACAGGGAUUCGGGGACGCCAAGAGCCGGGCCCGCUACGGCGCGGGGCAGCAGGACCUGGCGGCACCGCUGGAGAGCAGCUCCGGGGCGCGGGGAUCCUUUAACAAGUUCCAGCCGCAGCCGCCCACCCCACAGCCGCCGCCCGCUCCACCCGCGCCGCCUGCGCAUCUCUACUUGCAGAGGGGCGCCUGCAAAACGCCCCCGGACGGUAGCCUCAAGCUCCAGGAGGGCAGCGGCGGCCACAACGCGGCCUUGCAGGUCCCCUGCUACGCCAAAGAGAGCAACCUGGGUGAGCCAGAGUUGCCUCCUGACUCUGAACCCGUGGGCAUGGACAACAGCUACCUCAGUGUGAAGGAGACAGGGGCCAAGGGGCCCCAGGACCGGGCCAGCGCUGAAAUACCAAGCCCCCUGGAAAAGACCGAUUCUGAGAGUAACAAAGGCAAGAAGCGGCGGAACCGAACCACCUUCACUAGCUACCAGCUGGAAGAGCUGGAGAAAGUCUUCCAGAAGACACACUACCCUGAUGUGUAUGCACGGGAGCAGCUGGCUAUGAGGACCGACCUCACCGAGGCCCGUGUGCAGGUUUGGUUCCAGAACCGGAGGGCCAAGUGGCGAAAGAGGGAGCGCUUUGGGCAGAUGCAGCAGGUCCGGACCCACUUCUCCACGGCCUAUGAGUUGCCCCUCCUCACCCGGGCUGAGAACUACGCCCAGAUUCAGAACCCAUCCUGGAUUGGCAACAAUGGGGCUGCCUCGCCAGUGCCAGCCUGUGUGGUCCCCUGUGACCCGGUACCAGCCUGUAUGUCCCCUCACGCUCACCCUCCUGGCUCCGGGGCCAGCAGCGUCUCCGACUUCUUGAGUGUCUCUGGAGCUGGCAGUCACGUGGGCCAGACACACAUGGGCAGCCUGUUUGGAGCAGCUGGCAUCAGUCCGGGCCUCAAUGGCUACGAGAUGAACGGCGAGCCAGACCGCAAGACCUCAAGCAUCGCUGCCUUGCGCAUGAAGGCCAAGGAGCACAGUGCAGCCAUCUCUUGGGCCACAUGACAGAACCCCUCCUGCAACUCCUGAUGUCAUCCCCCUCCCUGGGGCCCUGGCCAUGUCCCUGCUUUCCAGGCCCCCAGCUUCCCACUUGACUCUCCUCUUAGGAACCCGGCCUGGCCCAGGGGCCUGGCCCUCAGCACUUUCAGCCACCCCAAGUCUGAGGCCCCAGGGACUGCUGGGAGGGAGGAGGUGAUGGUAGGCUCUUGUCCCUCCCUGGCUCUGAGGUCAUGACCCCUGCUCCCUGCCAAAGGCAGUGGAGAGAGGCAGGCGGCUCUGUGCGUACCUUUGCAUCAUGUAAGCUGAGGCCCUGUCUUUCUUCGUGUUCUUCCACCCCUUCCGUUUGACUUGAGUCAAAGUCAGGCCCCCUUCCAGAUCUACCAGCUUCAACAGUUCAGCCUUGCCUAACCUUCCUUUCUCCUGUGGGGUAUCCUGGUCGCUGGGCCUGUGGCUGUGUGUCUUAGAACCAAGCUUCCGUGCAGGGUCAGCUCCCGAUCCUCUUUGCUCCUUGAAAACAUAGAACCCCACUUUCCGUAUCGAAGGCAUCUGGUCAUCCACUCAUCCCAUGAGCCCUGUGACUGUAGCUUCACUGUCCCCUGUGAUGGAUGUGCCUGGAAGAUGUGGGAGAUGAGAGGAGGGGUCAGAGCUGAAAGGACUCUGCUGCUGUCCACCCAUAAGCCCCAUGGGGACGUGGGCCAGCCUUUGCUCCUGCAGGUGGUAUUGGUUGACACUGUGAAGGUGAUGUGCCAGGUGUGAAGGGAGGCAAGAACAUAGGUUUUUUUUUUUUCUCCCAUUAUUACCACCACACAUGGACACUGGGAGCCAGAGAAGCUCUCAGAAUGAUGGCCAUGGGGAUGAUCCAGCGGGCUGAACCUGGUGUCUUCUGUGGCGGAGAGGUCCUUUGGUCUGCACUGGCGCCUCCUCAGGGCACCUCUGGGAGGAGUUGAGAUAUUUAUCCUCUCCCUCCUGGUCACUCACUGGGGCUGGCUGGGCUGGAAGAAUUCACACCUUGGAAGACAUAAGCUAGAGCACAGGGCUGCCUGUGGCUGAAGGAAUCAGGGGCGGAGGACACGUGACCAGCUCAGCAGCCUCCUGGUGGCCUUUCUAUGCUCAGACUAACCAUGUCCACCCACCACCCCACCACAGCAUCUCAUCUGUUGAAGCUUUCCGUGCAGGGUAGGUGGAGACUGGUGCCCCUCUAGGCUAAAAGGAGAACCGCUUUUCAGUUAUCCUACACACUCUCUUAGAGAUCCUAUCCUUACUUCUCCCCCAGGGGCCAUGAUCUCUGCCUCAGCUGGCCUCAGGAAAGGCUCCCAUCAGACCCCACCAGGUCCACUCUCCAUGGCGGGAAGUCCUCCUGAAGCCAGUCCACUAUCUGAAGGAAGGGGCUCCCUGUCUACCUGACUUGACCUGGAGCUAGGAACUAGGACUUGAAGUGGCCCCGGCCCUCACCUGAGCACAGAACCACCCUUGAGGUAGGUCCCUCAAGCAGGUGGCCUUUUCCCCAGGAGACACUCUUGCCUUUUCUACCUUCUGCCUUGACUAUUGUCCAUCAGGUGGGCUUGGCUCACUAGGCCCAAGGUUCAGCUCUCCGAAUGGCCUCUCAAGUUGGGCUGAGGACGAGGACCCCUGCCUUGGAUCUGACCUAGGUCUCAGUGGGUAAGAGGGAAGCAUGACUUCCUGCUGUGUGCCCUCAUCUGCUCUGGAAUGCAGACAGACUGAACCCUCCAUAGAAUGCAGACUCUGGGAUGGGUCUGCCACUCCUAGCAAGAGUCAGACCUCUUCAGAAACUUUAGUUCUCGAAAAGAUCUUAGGGACACAAAGAAGGUCUUGGGUACUGAAUUCAGGGGUCCUGGUGGCUUGGCUUUAAUGCUUCAGAUCUUUGGGGAAUCUGGGUCUGUCUUACAAGUUCUCCAGAACUAACUCACUUCCUCAGAAUCUAUCAAGAGAAGGAAGGACUUAAGGCCAGAAGCAACACCUUGGGGUCCUUCUUUCACGGCUGUUAUGGCCAGGGAAGGGCAUGUCGGAAAAGAAUUCCAUACCUAGACAAUCAGUACAGAGAGUGAGAGCCAGGGCAGCUGGGGAAGAAAAGAGGACAGAGGGCUUUUAGUAGAUUCUUCCGGAAGGGAGAGACGUUUAACUGCUCUGAGUUUUAUUUUUGGCCAAGCUAGAUGCAAGUCAGGAAAAUUCCAACCCAGAAGCUUCAGAAUGGCAAGAAUAUAUAGAAAUACCCCUUUGUUUCCAGCAUAGCCAAGAGUUGGCAUGCUUUCCACCGUCCCUCCAGAUGAAGCCGUUUCUACCGAGGCUGUUCUGGAGGUGCCUUGGCCUCAGUUGAUUCCUGGGGCAGCUGGAGAUGUCCUGAGCUCCCACUGCCCCCUCCCCCCACCAUGUCUCAGACCUCCUCAGCUUCCCAGUUUGCGGUUCUGUCGUCUCCAGUGGGUCUGUCUUAGCUCCUCGGAUGCUAAGCAAGUAAUAAAACCUAUCAUGGCAACCUGGCUUCCUAAAGAGACAGAGAGGCAGAUGAGGAGAGAGGACUUCCUGCCAGCGGUCACUGCUCGAUGAGGAAACUGACUGAGCUGAGGCCGGCCUUGCCUGACAGCACAGCAAGUGGCCACGCUUAGUCCUGCCAGCCCGGCUGUGCCACAGAGAGUGGUUAUGCCCAGUCCAGCCCAUCUAUCCAGGAGCCCCUUCACAGCACAGGGCCAAGGUCCUGGGGCAGACAGGCACUCUUCCAAGUUUUUCUUUGAGUUGUUUCUUCCCCAUUUUCAGUUCUCACAACCACAUCUCCACCUUUGAGGAACAGGAUGAGUGGGGAUUUAGGCAAAGAGGCACAGCUCUGGGUUCCCCGGCACACGCUGCCAGGCUCAUGUUGGACACAGUUCCAAUGCCCCAUGUCCCCCAGCAGACAGAAAGGAUCCCAUAGAAACCACCUCUCCUUUACUCAGUCAAUUGCCCUCUGGGCCAUCCUUGAGCAGAACAUCGCUAGGGACUCAGAGAAACCCGAGGUUAAAGGUCAAUAGGAAUGACCCUGACUGUCAGCUACAGAGACGAACAGACCCAGCAGAGGGAGAGAGGCAGGCAAUCUGCCACCCUCCCCCAGGAUGCUAAUUCAUAACCUUACCAUUUCAAACCGGGGCAGGCUUCCAUUUCUUUCCCCCAACCCCACUUUGCUGCAAGGAUGCCAUCUCUCCCCCUCCCCCUCCUUCCUUCCCCCUUCACUUACACAUAGAGCUAGGCCUGUAUACUACUGAUUUUGGAGGACUGUUUUCAGUGUCUAAUAACCUGUUUGGGUGUGCAGUGGUCAGAAAGAGAGAGAGAGAGAGAGAGAAGCUGAUCGAGAGAUGGAACGUGAACCUCAAAUACUGGCUGUUCUUGUAAGAUAGUUUAACCCUGUAUAAAUGCAACUUUUCUCUUAGCUUAAUGGCCUGGGGUGGAACAUUCAAAUAUAUAAAUAUAUAUAUUAAAAUACAUUAAAAUUUCAGAAAAAAUGUAAAAAAAAAUAAUUGAGGUCUGUUCCAUAAAGUUUUACUGCCUAUACCACCAUGUAACUACAUUAUAGCAAAAUAUUAAAAAAAGAAACAUUCUUUUCUUUUAAAGUAAGUUAUUGCACUUACAUCUUUUGGAGAGAGGAGGAAUGUGAGAAGAAGGGAGCUGAGGAGCUGAGGGGCUGAGGUGGGCAGAAGGCAAGGCAGAGGCAGCUGACACUCCCAGCACCCCUUUGUCGGGUGCAGCCAAGACUGUCUGUUUGGUUGUUGUUGUUUGCAAUAAACUCCUUCCUCCUCUC
This is a messenger RNA of Mus musculus (house mouse), 5203 nucleotides long. RefSeq names its product aristaless-like homeobox 4 (gene Alx4). Gene Ontology annotation, cellular component: nucleoplasm; nucleus. Gene Ontology annotation, biological process: animal organ development; regulation of DNA-templated transcription; hair follicle development. Bases 226 to 1425 code for a protein of 399 amino acids. NCBI's taxonomy places the organism in Eukaryota, Metazoa, Chordata, Mammalia, Rodentia, Muridae. The record is from RefSeq and is marked validated. Gene Ontology annotation, molecular function: DNA-binding transcription factor activity, RNA polymerase II-specific; sequence-specific double-stranded DNA binding; DNA binding. The transcript has 4 exons.